AUGCCAAACAACCCAGCAGAUGGGUUUCCCGGCAAGCACACGUUCAAGCGGCAGGUGCAGAAAGGUUCGGAAGGCGUCGUCAACGCAUGGACCCACACCUCGACAGGCGUCGUCGUAGCAGUAAAGGUCAUCAAAUCCAAGGCGGAACUACCGCGUGAAGUCGAGAUCCUGACGAAACUGCCACUGCACGAUUCCGUUAUCAUGUGCCUAGCCUUCUAUGAUAAGCAGCCGGUAUCAGACACCUUUUCAAUUGUUCUCGAGUAUUGUCCGCUCGGCGAUUUGUACGACUUGUACUGGACAAAGGCGAUGGUGAAGAAUAGGGCCGUUGUUGCGGAACGAACCAUGUGGACGGUACUUAGUCAACUUCUGAGCGCUGUUGCGUUCUUGCACGAAGGCAUCGGCUGCAGAAACCCAUUGGACGUCGACUACUGGAAACCGGUCGUGCAUCGCGAUAUCAAGAUGGAAAACAUCCUAGUGAAGAGUCUAGGGUCGAAAGACGACUGGUCGGAAAUGGUGAUAAAACUCGGGGAUUUUGGCCUGUCCGCUUGGUAUGAUCCAACAAAUCCUAUUCCAUCAGAGACAACAGGAACUCCCUUAUGCUGGCCGCCGGAAACAACCUGGGAAAACAAGACCAUGACGCCGGCGGGUGAUGUCUGGGCUGUGGGCACUGUGAUCCACGAAAUGGCACACGGAUUCAAGCCAGUUGUCGACAUGGUUUUGACUAAGAAGAAGUGGUAUGGGGAGAACGUCGGGCGGCCGUAUCCAGAGCAUUGGCACGAGGCAACGAAGAAGCACUUUUGGUUUGCGAAGUCGCCGCGCAAAGUCCUGCCUAUAAAUGUAGACAGUCACGCGCUAGAUCCACGGUCACACAGGCCGACUCCGAAGUACUCAAACUCGCUCAAUGAAUGCAUGAUGAUGGCGCUGACCAUGGAAAUGGAUGAGCGUCCGGGGUCUGGGGUACUUUCAGCACAUGUUGAAGAGGCAUAUGCCGAGUACCUCUUCCAGGAGCUGAGGAUUGAGAAUGAAAGGGAGACCGCGGCCGCAGCAGAAGAUGGCGAUGAGGCGUGGUACGUCUAA
Messenger RNA from Dothidotthia symphoricarpi CBS 119687, 1077 nucleotides. Its product is annotated as kinase-like protein. Gene Ontology annotation, cellular component: cytoplasm. The record is from RefSeq and is a predicted model, not a curated record. Gene Ontology annotation, molecular function: protein serine/threonine kinase activity; ATP binding. Bases 1 to 1077 code for a protein of 358 amino acids. Gene Ontology annotation, biological process: protein phosphorylation. NCBI's taxonomy places the organism in Eukaryota, Fungi, Ascomycota, Dothideomycetes, Pleosporales, Dothidotthiaceae. The transcript has a single exon.